Molecule: messenger RNA, 542 nt
Organism: Capsella rubella
Lineage: Eukaryota; Viridiplantae; Streptophyta; Magnoliopsida; Brassicales; Brassicaceae
Exons: 1
Coding region: 48-395 (115 amino acids)
Source: RefSeq, a predicted model, not a curated record
AGAGAUUUCAAAAACCCUAAUCGAUUAGAGAGAAUCUAAGCAAAGCUAUGUCAGAUCCUUACGAGAGAGUCAAUGGUGGAAGACUAGCCUUCAAAGGAGGUGAUCUAGCCACAAGGAAAUCGAUCGAGAAGAAGAAGAAAAAGCAUAAGAAGAACAAGGAAAAGCUCGUCGACGGCGCUGCCGGAGAAGUGAAGAUGGCUCCCGACGGUUCCGCCACUUCCGCCGCCGCUCCCGACGACAUAUACUCUAUCGAUGCCGCGAAGAAGAAGAAGUACGAUGAGCUAUUCCCUGUGGAAGCGAAGAAGUUCGGUUACGUUCCGAAAUCAAACUUCGAAUCAAUGGAAGAUGCUCUUGACGAUCGAGUCAAGAAGAAAGCUGAUCGUUACUGUAAAUAAAUUCUCAUCUUUGUUUUUUUUUGAUGUUUGUAGGAUCUAAUGAAAGAUGAUGAGUGAUGAAAGUUUCAAUACUAUGUUUCAGUUCUUACAAUUUGAAGUAUAAUUUUUAGCUCCUUUAUCCUAAAUUUGGUUGACUUGUUGAUUUUA